GUAUCAUCACAUGAUUCUUCUACUACGCGGCGCGGACUACAGCUCCCGGCAUCCCCAGCGGCCGGGCCGGGCGGAAGUGCCCAGUGCCUGCCCACAUCUGUCAUGGAGAGCCCUGCUGCUACCUUCACCUUAGCCUACGUGGUGUUCGCGGUGUGUUUUGUCUUCACCCCCAAUGAGUUCCACUCGGCCGGCAUCACGGUACAGAACCUGCUGUCUGGCUGGCUGGGGAGCGAGGACGUGUCCUUCAUCCAUCACCACAUCAGGAGGACCACGGCCACGGUGCUGCUGCACUCCCUGCUGCCCCUGGGAUAUUACAUUGGAAUGUGUUUUGCAGCCCCUGAGAAAAAGCUCUAUUACUUCUACACAGCUAGCGAUGGCUGGAAAUUGUACACCUUGAUUGCAGUCAUUCUGCCGACGAUUACAAGCCUCCUCGCCCUCUAUUGGUCACAGAAGAGGUGGAGUAAUCACCCUCUGGCGCGAUUGCUGUCCUAUAAUGCCCUCCCGCAUUCUGGCUGGUGGGUGGUGGCCUCUUCUAUCAACACAGAGUUCCGGAGAAUCGACAAGUUUGCAACCGGGGUUACCGGAGCCAGAGUCAUUGUCACUGACACAUGGGUGAUGAAAGUGACCACUUAUAGGGUUUAUGUGGCCAAGCAAGAAGACAUUCACCUUACAGUCACUGAAUCCCGGCAGCAUGAACUGUCCCCUGAAGCCAACACACCUGUCCAGUUUAUUACAAUCAGGGUGGCCAGCAUUAAUCCCAAAGUCAGGCCUUUCGAUAUCAGGUUGAAUUCCACAGAAUAUGGGGAGCUGAGGGAGAAGCUUCACGCCCCUAUCCGAAACGCAACCAAUGUGGUCAUCCAUCAGACCUUGAGUGACAUCUUCCUGGAAACCUUCCGAUCUGUUGUGGAAUCCAAUCGGUUCUACGAGCUGCCUAGCAACCAGGAACUGGAGACCUGCAUUGGCUGCAUGCAGACUAACGCCAACAUCAAGCUUGUGAAAUAUUGCCAGGAAUCCAACGAAGGAGAAUGCCAACAGUGCUACUGCAGACCCAUGUGGUGCCUUACCUGUAUGGGGAAGUGGUUUGCAAGCCGCCAGGACCAGCAACACCCAGAGACCUGGCUGUCGAGCCAAGUGCCUUGCCCCACUUGCCGGGCCAAAUUCUGCAUUGUAGACGUCUGCAUAAUACGGUGACUCUCAACCCUCGCCGCCUGGGAGUCUUUCUGUUCCGGACUUGUUCUGUAAGCCAAAGUGUUCCGAUAUGUUCCCAGACGUAGAACAUGAGCCCUGAUGGGCUACUCACAUGCA
Pseudophryne corroboree (corroboree frog) is the source of this 1305-nucleotide messenger RNA. RefSeq names its product transmembrane protein 129, E3 ubiquitin ligase (gene TMEM129). The record is from RefSeq and is a predicted model, not a curated record. Gene Ontology annotation, cellular component: endoplasmic reticulum; membrane. Lineage: Eukaryota; Metazoa; Chordata; Amphibia; Anura; Myobatrachidae. The transcript is spliced from 4 exons. Gene Ontology annotation, biological process: protein ubiquitination. Gene Ontology annotation, molecular function: ubiquitin protein ligase activity. The coding region runs from base 103 to 1191 and encodes 362 amino acids.